Molecule: messenger RNA, 1974 nt
Organism: Camellia sinensis
Lineage: Eukaryota; Viridiplantae; Streptophyta; Magnoliopsida; Ericales; Theaceae
Source: RefSeq, a predicted model, not a curated record
AUGCAGACAAUUUACAAUGUACGACAUCGAUGUAGGGUUCUACAGAAAGCUAGUAGAUCCCAGAUGCAACAACUGCUGGGUGAAUUAGCGAAACAUAAGUACAUUGAGCGUCAUCAAUGUGAGGAAGGCUCUAUGACUGUUACGGACUUGUUUUGGGCAUAUCCAGUGAGUUUGGAUUUGCUUCGUACAUUCCCUCGUGUGUUGAUUAUGGAUUGCACAUAUAAGACGAAUAGAUAUCGGCUUCCUCUUCUUGAAAUUGUGGGAGUAACAUCAACUCAUAUGACAUUCUCCAUGGCUAUCGCAUACUUGCAAACUGAGCGGGUUGAUAAUUAUGCAUGGGCGUUACAAACAUUGCGUGAUCUUAUGGACGACAGUGUUUUACCUGAAGUCAUUGUCACAGACAGAGAGCUUGCUUUGAUGAAUGCCAUUGACAACACCUUUCCGAAUGCUCGACAUUUGUUAUGUCGUUGGCAUAUUAAUAAGAAUGCAUUGACAAAAUGCAAGAAAAUGUUUGAAACAAAAGAAAAAUGGGACAAGUUUAACACUGCAUGGAACUACUUGAUAUUGUCAUCGACUGAAGAGGAAUACAAUGAUCACCUUGCAACACUACAUAAGGAUUUCAGUAACUAUCCGGAGGUAAUCAAAUAUGUUAUUGUGAGUUGGUUGAAUCCGUAUCAAGAAAAAUUCAUUGCGGUACAUAUAGACAUGUGUAUGCAUUUUGGCAAUGUUACAACCAAUCGGGUUGAGAGUGCUCAUGCUAGAUUGAAGAGGCAAUUAGGUUCAAGUCAAACGACAUUUGAGGUUUCAUUUGAAAAAAUACAUUGUCUACUUGAGUUGCAGCACAUUCAAGUUAAAGCAUCAUUCGAGAAGAGUUUGACAACUGUACAACAUCAAUUCAAACUUUCUCAAUUCAGAGAGCUCCGGGAUAAUGUGUCUAUUUGUGCAUUGGAGUACGUGUUAGCAGAGAGUAAGAGAGCAAAUUUAGUUGGAAUUGAUGUUGCAACAUGUGGGUGUGUUCUAAGGCGCACACAUGGUUUACCUUGUGCUCACGAGAUCGAACAGAAGUUGGAAUUGACUUGUAUCCCAGAACUUGAGUUGAUUUUAAAGCGGUUCGAAGAGUCUGAUAUUGCCACGCAAUUGGAUAUGUUGAAGAAGUUGAGGGAAAUUGUAAAUCCAGUGAGCACUUUUCUUAUUGAGCCCGAUGUAAAACCUAAUCCACGUCGAGGACAUAAGAAAAUUGAUAUAUCUUGUCGUCGUGACCCGUGUGCAUUUGAGUUGGUUGACGAUGAGCAUGAUAGCCAGAGCACAUUAGCUUCUAGUCAGUCAAAGAAAAAGAGAGCUUCAAAAGUGCAUGAGAAGAAGCGGAAUGUGAAGACAAAGACAUAUCAUACAAGAAUAAGUUUACCGAGUGCAUAUGCUACUGACUUCCUGCCUAUGUUAAUACCAUUCAUAAAGUUGAUGAAGGAUGUAGAUGGUGAUGGGAAUUGUGGAUUUAGAGCUAUUGCAGGUUUACUUGGUCUUGGAGAGAAUGACUGGGUGCAAGUUAGGCGUGAUCUGCUACUUGAAUUGAAUAAUCACAGAGAUCAAUACGUCGUACUAUAUGGGUUGCAUGAGAGGGUUAAGGAGCUGACACACAUCCUUUCAUAUUUUGAAAAUAGCCCAGGCUUUGAUCGUUGGAUGACUAUGCCUGACAUGGGGCAUCUUAUUGCAUCAUUUUAUAAUGUAGUCUUGUACCACUUGUCAUUGCAACAGUGUCUCACUUUCUUACCUUUGAGAUCACCGCCAGUAACCGUAGCUGAUCGUCGCAAGAUUGCCAUUGGAUUUGUCAAUGGAAAUCAUUUUGUGCAGGUGUUUUUGGAAGCCGGUCAUCCAGUUCCUCCCAUUGCCGUGCUUUGGCGAGUUCACCAUCACCCUUGUGCGUCAGAAUGGGAGAAUGCAUAUGUUAGCCGCGUUCAAAAAUUCAAGACAACAUAG